AUGUCUCUACUCGUUAGUGCUAAUAAUAAUACAAUGAUGAUUGAGAUGGUAAACAAUUUACCUUCCGAAUUGAUUCAGAGUAUAAUUGAAUUUCUAGAUGAUAGGUCGAGGAGAAGCUUUGCACUUUCUUGUAGGCUUUUUCAAUACUUGGCCAUUCAGGUGGAGAAGAGAGAAUUUAGGAAUUGGCUCCUGAUUAUUAAUUCAUUCCUCAUACAACGAAUGGAGAGAAGGAAAUACAAUAAUUUGACUUUGGAAGAUGAGGAUGAAAAAUUGAACGAAACAAUGGAGGUGAUGGGAAUUGAUUCAUUAUAUGCUCAAGAGUUUUUCAAAUUGUUUAUUGUGCCAUCAAAGCAUGAGAGGAAACAAGAGGCAAUUAAAGAGUUUCAUCCCAGUAAAAGUUUAUGGCCAGUUGAAGAGUGGACGAGUCAAGUCAAUUCGGAAGGAAAGUUGGUGUGGACGAUUGGAGAUGGAAUAGCAAUGUGUGAUUCAAUGGUUUCUUGGAGAAAGCAAUUUGAACAUUUCAAGUAUUGGAUUUUGAGAUUUAGGAAGGAUAUGUUUAAGGAUAGUGCUGUAAAUAAUUUGGAUUUUUUGAAUUUAAUGAGCUUGAAAAGUUCGCUCUAUAAGAGUAUUACAUUUGUGAUAAAGAAAGAUUCAGAGCCGUUUGCUUUUAUUUCAAAGGAAAUUAAAUCGAAUAGGGGUUUCAUUUUGAAAUGUGUUAGAAGAAAUCCAGCUAUUUUCAAAUAUCUUGUGGAUAUGUAUAAUAAUGAUUUAGAAAUUGUACAGAUAGUUGCCCAGAAACAUCCUGCAGUGAUAAAGGUGGUCUCUGAAAAAUUACGAGAUAAUGAUUCUCUGGCAAGGAUAGUUCUUCCAUUAGAUGGAAUGUGCAUUAAGGAAUUUUCAGAGAGAAUUAGAGGUACUUUAGAAUUUGGAUUAUUAGCAGUUUCGUCAUUUGGCUCGUCACUACAAUACUUGCAUGAUGACUUGAAGCAAAACAGAGAUUUGGUACUAGAGAUUGUAUUGCAAGCUGUUAGAAAUUAUGGGCAUAAUCUUAUUUUAGCGAGUGAUGACCUCAAACGAGAUAGAGAAAUUGUUAUGACGGCUGUUAGCCAAGAUCCAACUGCAUUUGGAUGCCUAUACAAAGCAAGAGAUCCAGACAUUAUCAUACAUUGGGGAGAAGAUGAAGAACUUGUAUUACUGUCCCAAAAUAUUACUUUUGCCUCUGAAAGACUAAGAUCUUGCAAAUCCUUUGUAUUGAGAUUUAUUGAAAUUAAUCCUAAUUCGUUCAAUUAUAUAUCCCCCGAAUUGAUGAAAGACAGAGAGGUUGUUUUGGCAUUAGUGAAACGACAAGGCUCCAUGUUGGAAUAUGUGAAUACAGAGUACAGAAGUAAGCCAACAACACACGACACAGAAGAGACAAUUUCUAAUAGAGACAUUAUCAUGGAAGCCGUUAAUUCUGAAGGAUAUGCUCUCAGAUUUGCAAGCUUUGAGUGGAGAAAUACAUUCGAGGUUGUCAUGAAGGCAGUGCAAAAUGAUGGUCUAGCCCUAAAGUAUGCCUCCAAUGAAAUGAGGGAUUGUGCUGAAAUUGUCAUUGAAGCAAUGAAGAGGGAUUAUAAUGCCUUGGAGUAUGUUUCCCAUCGGCUACAAGUAUCACCAGAAAUUAUUGAACUCUCUCAAGUUCUAAAAGGAAAUUCAAAUUAA
Molecule: messenger RNA, 1698 nt
Organism: Naegleria gruberi
Lineage: Eukaryota; Heterolobosea; Eutetramitea; Acrasida; Naegleriidae
Exons: 2
Coding region: 1-1698 (565 amino acids)
Molecular function (GO): protein binding
Source: RefSeq, a predicted model, not a curated record